AUGGGAAGAAAAGCUACAAAAGAGGCUCUAGAGCAUGUGGACCUAGUUAAUGGUACACUCUACAACUCCUUGAAGCAAAUACGUGUUGAUUGCAAAGGUGACAAUGGUGAUUUGCCAAUCUUAGUCAGUGUAUGGUGCUGUCAGAUUGAUACAAAACAAACGCAGAAACUAGCUUCAUUGAUCCGUGACUACAUCAAUCCAUAUGACGAUGUAUCAUUAACACAUUUGAAAAGAUUUUCAAGAGAGGAGGGAAAAGCAAUGAAAUUGAAAUCCAUUAUUUGUUCUACUGAAUUUUUGGAAACAAAGGAAGAUGUUUGUGAGUUUAUUAAAGAAUAUUCUGAUAUACAGAUAGAGACAAUGCAUGAGUUAAAUGUUCCACGUUUUCCACCACCAACUAGGGAGAUUUCUCAAAAGUGGUCUUCAGCUUAUUGGCCCGUUUCAUGGAAGGGGAACCCUAAUCAUCAAUUUUUAAACAGCGUUGAAAUUGACAUCGAAUAUGUCAGGAAUUUGAUACACUCAUUAAAAGAAAUAGAAAAAGAAUCGAAUUCUAUUCUGGCGUCAAUUUUCGUCAAUCAGGAGAAUAAAAUACAAUGUACUACAAAAUGCUAUAGUCACAAUGACCCAUUUCAGCAUAGUAUAAUGCAGGGCAUUGAACAAGUUUCAUUAGAAGAACAAAAGAAACGGAAAGAUCUAUCAACAUCAAAGCAAGACCGUUCCAACUAUUUGUGUCAGAAUAUGACCGUAUUUUCAUCCCACGAACCUUGUGUAAUGUGCUGUAUGGCGUUGGUACAUUCUCGAAUCAGUCGGUUAAUAUAUUUGAGAUCCUCUCCAAGUAGUGGUGGAUUAGAAACAAACUACCAACUAGGUGAUCGUGAAGGACUCAACUGGAAGUUCGAGAUAUGGAAAUGGAUCGAUCGAAAGAGUGAGUCAAAUGUAGCUUCGUCGGACGAAUUACUAUCAAAUCCGAUCAAUUAUUAG
Scheffersomyces stipitis CBS 6054 is the source of this 978-nucleotide messenger RNA. RefSeq lists its product as uncharacterized. Gene Ontology annotation, molecular function: tRNA-specific adenosine-34 deaminase activity. Gene Ontology annotation, cellular component: nucleus; cytoplasm. The transcript has a single exon. The record is from RefSeq and is a predicted model, not a curated record. NCBI's taxonomy places the organism in Eukaryota, Fungi, Ascomycota, Pichiomycetes, Serinales, Debaryomycetaceae. The coding region runs from base 1 to 978 and encodes 325 amino acids.